UUAAUCAUAAUAAAAAAAAUUACUUGAUUAUUGAUUUUUUUUCUAUCAACAUUGCCUUCAAAUCCCAAAGGGUUGGUUCUAUAUAUCUUUCCAAAAAUAAAUUUAUAGUCAAAUGGAUCUAACGGACCGUCGCAACCCUUUCAACAACCUGGCGUAUCCGCCGCCGCCACCGCCCUCAACUACCUUCACAAGCCCUAUUUUCCCACGAGGAAGCUCUUCCGGCAUGACUUUCCCCAUCCUCGCCGUCGCAGUGAUUGGAAUCUUAGCCACUGCGUUACUGCUUGUAAGUUAUUACAUCUUUGUCAUAAAAUGCUGUCUUAACUGGCACCAAAUCGACAUCUUCCGCCGCCGCAGAAGCAGCAGUGAUCAGAACCCUCUAAUGAUAUACACUCCUCACGAGCUAAACCGAGGUCUCGACGAAUCAGCCAUCAGAGCUAUCCCAAUCUUUACGUUCAAGAAGAGAGACGUUGUUCCAGGAGGAGAAGAUCAGAACAAGAGCUCACAAGAAUGCUCUGUUUGUUUGAACGAGUUUCAAGAAGACGAGAAGCUGAGGAUUAUUCCAAACUGUUACCACGUGUUCCACAUUGAUUGUAUCGAUAUUUGGCUUCAGAGCAACGCCAACUGUCCAUUGUGUAGAACCAGCGUUUCUUGGGACGCAAGUUUCUCUCUUGACCUAAUCUCUGCUCCAGAGGAUAAUCCUUCUCCUCGUAGUAACGGGAGUUUUGAACCCGGUGAGGUUGUAAGAGGCGACGAUGACUUCUUAGUGAUUGAGCUUGGGGCAAGUAAUGGUGAUAACAGACAAAGCGUGAGAAACAGAGACUUUCUUGCGGAACAAGAAAGGGCUACCUCGGACGAGGUGUUGAUCAGUCCUUCGCCUAGAAAGUUCGAUCAUCGUGCAAUGCAUAAUAAAGAGAGAAUAUUUCAUAAGGUGAUGAGUAAAGGAGACGAAUGCAUCAAUACUCGUGGCAAAGAUAACCAGUUCGGUGAGAUUCAGCCCAUAAGAAGAUCGAUCUCGAUGGAUUCUUCAGUGGAUCGCCAGCUGUACCUGGAGCUUCAAGAGGUGAUUGGUCGGAAUACUGGGAAGUUUCCAAUGGUGGUCGGAGAUGUUGGAGGUUGUAAUGGUAGUGGUGGUGAUGGUAAUAACAGAGUGAUGAAGAGAUGUUUCUUGUCUUUUGGAAGCAGUAAAGGUUCUAGAAGUUCCUCAAUACUGCCUGUUUAG
Messenger RNA from Brassica oleracea var. oleracea, 1219 nucleotides. Its product is annotated as RING-H2 finger protein ATL1. The record is from RefSeq and is a predicted model, not a curated record. Gene Ontology annotation, molecular function: transferase activity. The coding region runs from base 113 to 1219 and encodes 368 amino acids. Gene Ontology annotation, biological process: protein ubiquitination. NCBI's taxonomy places the organism in Eukaryota, Viridiplantae, Streptophyta, Magnoliopsida, Brassicales, Brassicaceae. The transcript has a single exon.